Messenger RNA from Meriones unguiculatus (Mongolian gerbil), 1171 nucleotides. It is a transcript of the gene Smco2, whose product is annotated as single-pass membrane protein with coiled-coil domains 2. Bases 15 to 1055 code for a protein of 346 amino acids. The record is from RefSeq and is a predicted model, not a curated record. The transcript is spliced from 9 exons. NCBI's taxonomy places the organism in Eukaryota, Metazoa, Chordata, Mammalia, Rodentia, Muridae.
CCAUCGGUAAUGAGAUGUCUCUGUGGAUGGCCGGGAAGGAACAGCAGCUGAGUGAGAACAGCGAGUGCCUCCCAAAUGUCAGUGUGGCUGAAGGUGUGAGGGAAAUUGCCGACGCUGAGCCCAUCUCAGGCCGAUCAGGUGAAAAAGACAGCCUUUCUGGAACCCUACGGACUGGUCUCCUUUACAAGAUGGACACUAAAAAAUGGGAUAGGUGGGAACAGGAGUGUGAGCACAGCCGGGAGCCAGCGAGCAAGCAGGAUGAGCAAGAAGUGGGUGCUGUUUGUGAGGCGCCUCGAGUGUCUUCCCUGCUGCAGCUUUCCGAGGAGAGCACCCCGACACUGGCCCCAGAGAGCUCCGUCCUCACGCUGAGCUACUGGAAUGCAAAGAUGGGUCUACAAAUGAAAGAACUUGGAGCCAACCACGCUGACUGGCUGGAGAAAAUCAACAACAUUAUGCAAAAAAUCAGCAAUACGGAAAGCACAGUCAAGAGCUUGUUGACAGAGGUUAUAUCCCUGGAAAACCAGUCUGAAAAUCUGGAGGACCCUGAUCAGGAGGCGCACAUUGAGGAGAAGAUAGCAGAAAUUAGGAAGCAGUUAAAAGAAAUGAACAUCAAACUGGCCCAGGUCGAUGCCUGCAACGAGGCCCGUGGAUUAAAGGAGCAGCUCAUUGACCGGGUAGAGAGCUUCCACAGGGAGAUGGAUGUAUUGAACACUCAGCUGGAGAUGUACCACAGGCAAGAAAGGGAGCCAGGCUCCCACAGCUCUGAAGACGCGGCUGUGGAGCAAGCAGAAGCCCUGCUUCCUGAGGCCUCUCCAGCCCCUUCAGGGUCACGUCCUCCUGCCUGCACUGCAGUGUGGAAGCUCGCGCUGAGGCUGCUGCUCGCGCUCUACGUGGUGGCCGUCGCGGCGCUGGCGUGCUACGUCCUGCUCGUGGACGCCACGUUCGUGUUCGAGCGCCUGCUGCCCGGCGUGCUGGGCCACCGCGCCAUGUGGGAGCUCCGCGAGGUGAUGGCGCCCUUCCUGCACCUGGAAGCCGAGGCCCUGCUGCCGUCCUGAGCCCUGCGGCUUGGGCGCCGCCCGGGCCGGCCUGAGCGCAGCGGCAGCCAAUUAAAGUGUCUGUUCAGUGUUUAUAAGCGGCGUCCUUGCUGUGUGAGACUGAGGCAGUCACGGAA